Molecule: messenger RNA, 2320 nt
Organism: Centruroides sculpturatus (bark scorpion)
Lineage: Eukaryota; Metazoa; Arthropoda; Arachnida; Scorpiones; Buthidae
Product: glutathione hydrolase 1 proenzyme-like
Exons: 11
Coding region: 133-1992 (619 amino acids)
Biological process (GO): glutathione catabolic process
Cellular component (GO): plasma membrane
Molecular function (GO): glutathione gamma-glutamate hydrolase
Source: RefSeq, a predicted model, not a curated record
AUAUAUUGUUGCUAUGGAAACAGGAAGCGUGGCAUGACGAAAAAAGUAUUACAAGUCAGUCGGAAACAAGGAAGAUGUAAAGGAAAAGGAUUUAACUUUGUUUAAAAAGUAUAAGAUUAAUUAUAAAAAAAAAUGAAUCAGCAAGCUUCUUAUACACAGUUAAAUACUUUUAAUACAGAGUUAUAUGCGUUUGAUAGAAAUGAUCAAUUCAAUCCAUUGAUUACGCAAAAAAGGACACAUUUUACUCGACGAGAUUGUAUUCUUGUAGUUAUUGUUAUUGUGAUUGCAUGUGUAAUGAUUGCCGUGACACUUGCCUUAGGUUUACCAAAAAUAAAAGAAAAAAGAGAGAGGUAUUUUGAUUCAUCAUUUCCUGUAUCAAGUUCAAUUUUAAAUGUUUAUGAACAUUCAGCAGUAUUAUCAGAUGGAGGACCUUGUGCAUCAAUUGGAAGGUAUAUAUUAGAUAAUAAUGGUUCUGCUGUUGAUGCAGCAAUUGCCACUUUGUUUUGUGAUGGAGCUGUUAAUCCACAAAGUAUGGGACUUGGUGGAGGAUUUUUCAUGACUAUUUAUAAUAAAACAACAGGUGAAGCAAAAGUUAUUGAUGCAAGAGAGACAGCACCUAGCCAAGUAACAGUUGAUAUGUUUCAAAACAAUAGUACUCUUUCAUUAUUAGGUGGAUUGGCAAUAGCUGUUCCUGGAGAAUUAAGAGGUUACUGGUUUGCUCAUCAAAAGUUUGGAAAAUUAGAUUGGAAUUUUCUUAUUAAUCCUACUAUUGAUUUAUGUAAAAAGGGAUUUGUUGUUGGCCGCCAUCUAGCUGAUAAAAUUCAACUAAAUAAAGACGAAAUUCUUAAAGAACCUAGUAUGAGGGAAUUAUUUUAUAACAAGGAAACUGAUGAUCUGUUUAAAGAGGGUGAAAUGAUUAAACGACCCAUUUUAGCUGAAACAUUAAGUAAAAUAGCCAAUACUUCUGGUGAUGAAUUAUAUACUGGGAAAUUAGCAGCAUCUUUAGUCAACGAUAUUAGAAACUUUGGUGGUAAAAUCACAUUACAAGAUAUGAAGGAUUAUAAGCCACUUUUAAAAGAUGCCAUUGCAAUUCCAUUAAAUCAAGAUAUUCUUUACACAGUUCCUACACCAGGAAGUGGAGCAAUUUUGGGUUUUAUAUUAAAUAUAUUAAGAGGAUAUAAUCUUACUGCUGAUAGCAUGAAAGAUAUUUCUUCAUCAGUAUUAACUUACCAUCGCAUGGCAGAAGCUUUUAAAUAUGCUUAUGCUGAACGAACAAAAUUUGGAGAUGAUGAAGAAACUAAUAAAUUAAUAUCUAAGAUUAUUUCUCCUGAAUAUGGUGAUAGCAUAAGAGCAAAUAUAUCAGACACUAAAACAUUUCCACCUGAACAUUAUGGACCAGUGAUAUAUCAAGUGGAAGACCAUGGAACUGCACAUCUUUCAGUCUUUGCAAAUGGUGAUGCUGUAUCUGUAACAAGUAGCAUAAAUACACAGUUUGGUUCAAAAAGACGUUCAAAUUCUACUGGAAUUAUAUUGAACAAUAGCAUGGAUGAUUUCUCAUAUCCAAAUAAGACAAAUUACUUUGGUUUACCAUCAUCCCCUGCUAAUUUUUUAAAACCGGGAAAGCGACCACUAUCGUCUAUGAGUCCGUCUGUCCUCGUUGACAAAAGUAAAAAUGUUAAAAUGGUAAUUGGUGGUGCUGGUGGUGCUUUAAUCCCAACUGCAAUGGCCCAGGUGAUGGUGCGAACAUUAUGGCUUAAAGAAAGUCUUAAAAAAAGUGUAGAUGCACUUAGAUUACAUCAUCAACUUUAUCCUAAUUACCUUCAGUACGAAGACGGUUUUCCUCAGAUAUUUCUUGACAAUUUGAAAAAGUAUGGUCAUAAAACUAAGCCAACUUCAGAAGGCACAGUCGUCUUAGGUAUAGUGAAGGGUGACGAUGGAAAAAUAUAUACAAAUGUCGACCAUAGAAAAGGCGGAUCUUCGAGGGGAUUUUGAAAGAUGACUACAAAAUAGCUCAAUUGAAAUUAUUAUGCAAAGACAUCUGCAAUAUUGUGAUAAUUUCAUUUGUUGGUCUACAAUCAUUAAAAUUUUAAUGUUUAUAAAUUUUUUGGUAUGUAUAUAAAUAAUGUGCAAAAGAAAUAUAUACAUUUUUAAGUAAAAUUUCAUGUCUUUCUUAAUAAAAACAAAGUUCUUUAAGAAUUAAAUACCAUACCAUAUAUAUUAUUAUUACAAUAAUACCUUCAUUAUUUAAUAGAAAUUCUAGUGUACAGUGUACAAAACUGUUACUUAUUCAGAUAUUAUUAUCCAUCCCUAUUUUGUGACA